Messenger RNA from Rhizophagus irregularis DAOM 181602=DAOM 197198, 603 nucleotides. RefSeq lists its product as uncharacterized. The record is from RefSeq and is a predicted model, not a curated record. Lineage: Eukaryota; Fungi; Glomeromycota; Glomeromycetes; Glomerales; Glomeraceae.
AUGACUAAUAUCGUUGAGGACACUCCAUCACUUAAUAUAGUUUGUAUGGUAGCCCCGUACAAUCCUAUCCCUAAUAUGUUUAUUCCUCACAAAUAUCGUAAUAUAAUUCCUAAGGAUCCUCUUUACACCGCUGAUGGUGCAUAUAUUAUUCCUGGUUCUAAAGAAUGGUUCACCUAUAUGUAUAAUUUACACAUCAACUUGCCUCCACCACUUACAAAAGCACAACGUCGUGCCUUAUUACGACUAGAGAAUGAGUGUAUUGAGAAUAUCAGAAUAAUUAAAGAAGAUGCAAUUCUUCAGGGGACUUCAUGUAAUCAUGUCAAUAGUCGAAAACAUUUGGCAUUUACGUUAACCAGAAUUAGUGAGCAUGUUCACUAUGAAAUGACAGAUUAUACAAAUGAAUACUUGGUAUCUGAGGAUGAAAAGAUCAAAUCAGACAUUUAUAAGAAAAUGAGUAAUUUUACCACAUUAAUGAUUGAUGCAUCUAAAGAGCGUAUUAGUGACUCCAAACGGGUUUGCAGACGGACUAACAUCCUUCCUCCAGGAGCGACAUCAGACACUUCCAACAAUGCUAAAGAACUUGAACUUAGACCUAAAAAAUGA